AUGUCAACUGAUCAUGUUGUCAAAAAAACUGGUUGGCUUGUUAAAGAAGGGGGAAAAUGGAAGAGUUGGAAAAGAAGAUUUUUUGUGUUUGACCAAACAACAUUAUCUUAUUAUAAAGAUCAAUUGUUAUUUUCUAAAAUGGGUGAAAUUCCUCUUGAAUUAGCAACAUGUAUUGAACCAGUGAGAAGAUAUAAAAAACAUAAUUAUGUAUUUAAAAUUGUUACUCCGUCUAGAACAUAUUAUAUUAAUUGUGCUGAUGAAAAAGAUAUGAAUGAUUGGAUUAGUUGUUUAAAAGAGAUAUCGGAUAGGGUUAAUGUAUCAUUGGAUAAAUCUGAAGAUAAGUAUGUCAGUUCAGAUGAUUUUGAUAUCAUCUCACUUAUUGGAAAAGGAGCGUUUGGUAAAGUUUAUUUAGUCAAAAACAAAGAAACACAAACACUAUUUGCGAUGAAAGUUAUUCCAAAGAAACAAGUAAUAGAACGUGAUGAAGUAGAACAUUCCUUAGAAGAAAAAAAUAUUCUAGCAAAAGUAAGACACCCAUUUUUAGUAAAUUUGUAUUGUUCAUUUCAAACACCUGCCAACCUUCAUUAUGUAAUCGAUUAUUGCCCUGGUGGUGAGUUGUAUUCUCUUAUGAAAAAAGAACAAACCAUUAAUGAAAAAAGAACAAAGUUUUAUGCCACUCAAAUAAUACUUGCUUUAGAACAUUUACAUAAUCAAGGUAUUAUCUAUAGAGAUGUUAAGCCUGAGAAUAUUUUGAUUUGUGCUGAUGGGUAUAUUCGUUUAACAGAUUUUGGAUUGAGUAAAAUGGGUAUUUCUGAUAACUCAACAACAGCAACAUUUUGUGGUACUCCAGAAUAUCUUGCUCCUGAAGUUAUACAAAACGUUGCAUACACAAAUGCAGUUGACUGGUGGGGAUUAGGUAUUUUAAUUUAUGAAAUGUUAUAUGGAACAGUACCAUUUUAUGAUGAAAACAUUCAAAGACUAUAUCAUAACAUCUUGUACAACCAACUUACAUUCUCAGAACAGACAGAAAUUUCUUUGGAAUGUCACGACAUAAUUUCUCAAUUAUUAAAGAAAAAUCCUAUUGAACGUCUUCAUGAUGCAGAGGCAAUUAAAGCCCAUCCCUGGCUUCACGACAUUCAUUGGGAUAAUUUAUUUGCUAAAAAAAUACUUCCAGAUUAUAUUCCACAACUAUCUUCAUCUACAGACUUACGUUAUUUCUAUAAAGAGAUUACUGAAGAGUCACUUUCAUUAGGAGGUGAAGAUGUACCAAAUGAGUUAUUUACAAAUUUUACUUACUCCACAACACAAAACUAA
Messenger RNA from Entamoeba dispar SAW760, 1314 nucleotides. RefSeq lists its product as uncharacterized. The coding region runs from base 1 to 1314 and encodes 437 amino acids. The record is from RefSeq and is a predicted model, not a curated record. NCBI's taxonomy places the organism in Eukaryota, Evosea, Mastigamoebida, Endamoebidae. The transcript has 3 exons. Gene Ontology annotation, biological process: protein phosphorylation. Gene Ontology annotation, molecular function: protein serine/threonine kinase activity; ATP binding.